AUGCAAAUCGGAGUGAGGUUUGGUGGAGAAACAUCAUUUCUCCAGGUAGAGGCGCUUUCGUCGAUAUUGUCGCUGAGGAAAUCAGUUUGUAGUAUAUUUGGAAUGAACUCUGAUGCCAUUGCACUGCUGCACAAUGCAAGCGUACUGGAAGGUUCAAAAACAAUUGCUGCAUGUGGAAUACAGAAUCUUGACAUUGUUCAAGCAUGUCAAAGAGUACUCGGCGGAGGAGGAAACAUGUCUGAAAAUGACAAGGCACUUGUAAUGCGCCAAAGAAUAACAAGUAAAAUGAUUUGCCGUGGAUGCUAUGCAAGAUGUGCAAUCAAGGCAUCGACAUGCAGAAAAUGCCACUGUUCGGAUCUUAGGUGCAAGAAGGAUGCAAAAAACACCACUUCUAAGAAAUAA
Ordospora pajunii is the source of this 402-nucleotide messenger RNA. RefSeq lists its product as uncharacterized. The record is from RefSeq and is a predicted model, not a curated record. Gene Ontology annotation, biological process: translation. Gene Ontology annotation, cellular component: ribosome. Bases 1 to 402 code for a protein of 133 amino acids. Lineage: Eukaryota; Fungi; Microsporidia; Ordosporidae. The transcript has a single exon. Gene Ontology annotation, molecular function: structural constituent of ribosome; protein binding.